This is a messenger RNA of Hymenoscyphus albidus, 7362 nucleotides long. Lineage: Eukaryota; Fungi; Ascomycota; Leotiomycetes; Helotiales; Helotiaceae. The record is from the annotation of a GenBank genome assembly.
GUCUGCCUCUGAUCUGUCUCUAAUCUGCCUCUGCCUGGCCUCCUUUGCCUCGUACAUAGAGUAAUUACCUCACUACCUCACUGCCUACCACGCCCUACCCACACACACACUACACUAUACACUCCACUCCACUACAUGAGCUUCAGCCCAAAAAAAAGCACGCACACUACACUGCUACCCUACCCUACGCUACAGCUACCGAGUACCUCAUCGACAGCUUCAUGAGCACACCUACCUACUUGUAGCCGCCCCUCAACUACGUCCCCGUCCCUGUCCCCGUCCACGUUCCGACUGGCGCCCUCCUCAUAUGGCCCGUCCGCCAGCUCUGAUUGCUGGUCCACUACCAUGACCAGAAAGGAUGUUCCCUCGCGCCUCUCGACUGCGACGAGCUCCAGCACUGACACUAUCAAACCCGCGCCUUCUUUGUUCCGAGGCACAUCUCGGCGAGGUGCCCCAGUAAAUGUAAAGACAGAUUCGAGAAAUAAGUGAGUAUUCAUGAAGAUCUAGGGUCGACGUCAGAAAGUCGGGUUCUCAGAAAUACCAAAGAAUUCCAUUGUCUCAGACCUUUCCCGUUCCCCGAGCGGAAGCUCUGCUCUUGUUCUUUGACUGACGGGAGCUUGCAUUGCGCUGGUCAUAGUUCGACGAUCGAUUCGGAAUCUCAAGUCUCGCCCACCUCCAUCGCACCGCGACCUUCAGCAGCUUCUCCCAAUGUAUCCCCGUGGGAACAUAGAAUGACCGACUUCGGCAACUAUCGUCGUGACCUGGCGGUGCUGGAAACAUCGNGGGGGGGGGGAAGCAGUCGUAUUCCGCAGAUCCACCACAAUCCACCCUCAGCUCAAACUUCACCCAACCCGAUUGCGCCUUGGAUGUCGAAUGGAGGUGGCAGUGGAGGGGGAGGCGGAACACCAGCGAGCACCUUUGCAACCAGCUUCUACAACGACUCGAGCGAUGCCUUGUCGCAAGCUUCCCAAUUGUCUCCGGCAUUUCGCCCUGGCACUGGAUUUACUGGAUAUACCAAUGUCAGCGAUUCGCCCUCGGCCGACGUAGAGUUCGCAGAUGAGAGACGCCCAUCGGUAGCCAGCGUGACGACGGCGAGCAGUACGGGGUCCAAGUCGAGCGUGAGUCGGGCGGGCAUACACAAAAAGCUACAUACCUUCUUUGGAGAAGACCCGGCGAAGGAGGGGUCAGAUACCAGCUUGCCUUUACAUGGAAGGGAGCACCGAUCGCAUUCAUUUGCUCGUAGCCACCGCGAGCGCAAUCACUCUGCGACGACGGAAACAGCACAGAGAGAGGCAUCGCCAGCGCCAUCUCGACCACGAACCCCAAUACCAUCCAGUGAUGUCGUACCCUUUCUUUAUCAAGAUUCGCAGGUUAGUGACUAUUUCGAGUUCUCUCAAAAAUCACUCCAUCAUGCCGAUAUCAUCCCGGGGCUUGGAGAGUGCAGCUACCACCAACUUCCUCAUCUAGCCAAGCCUACCCCUGUGAAAUAGCGGGACUACAAUUAUGAAUUGGCUCUUGAAGAAAUCAUCGCCGAAGCAUUGCUAAUGCACAAAUUUAGGACAUCACGAAAUAUGGAGAGGCGCCCGUGAGAGAAAAGCUUUCGGGUCCUGAUCGAGAUCGGUACGAAAACGCAGAUAACUCCUCGAAGAACUCGUCACGUUCGGUACAUCUACCUGGUCACAAUCACAGGCACAAUCGAAGCAACGAAGAUACUCGGCCUCUAAGGCCUACGAUGAGUAGGGAGAAUUCGGCGGUCAGCACAAGGCACAAAGAUCGUGGCCCAUUUGCGUUGGGGACGUCUAUGGGAAAUUCGUCGAAUAAUAGCCUGGCAAAGAGACCCUCGAGUCCUACCCCAAGUAGCAUGAGCGCAUACAGUUCAUCCACGGCCAAGGGGCCCCCGAAUGAUAGAUCCACAUCACCAACGAGAGAGACGACAAAGAGAGGUUUCUUAGACCGACUUCGAAAGGGCAGCAAAAAUAAAGAAGGCUCGUCUAAAUUGAAGGAUCUUCCCGCCUCCACCCGGUCUUUCAAUCCUCCGGCGCCGAAAUACAAUAAUGAAAAGAUCCAGGACUUUCAGGACUAUGGUCAGUGGGGUCGAGAAGGGAGUCUGGCCGGGUCCGAUAUCAAUCUCCCAAGAUUAGACAAUGGUCCAGCCGGGCGCGUGCCGGCUAGCAGUUCGCGACAAAGAGCUGUGAAUAAAUUUCCCUUCCGAAAAGGCAGAGGGAAGGUGGCGGAUGAAUCGGAGUUUGCGCCCGAUUCCAAUUCACGAAAUCGACAAAUCGCGGGGUCAAUAUUCAGUUUAGACAAGGAUCUUUCUAAUAUGGAAGGAAUCCUGGCCAAACCAGUACCGUUAACUCCUCUCCAUAACAGCAUAUUCGACGACGAGUCUGGGAUUGAAGGUGAGGGGGUCGCAGGCGCUGGUGCUUUAGGUUGGGAUGCUCCUGACAGUUGGGCAGUCAAGAAAGUACAAGACGACAACAUGGGGCGACCGGAGGGGAUAGAUGAGGCCGGAGUAACACCCAAGGCAGAUCAAAAGGGGCCACCAUACUGCAUACGGAUAUUUAGAGUUGAUGGAACGUUUGCAACGCUAUCUACCCCCUUGAACGCUUCCGUGGCCGAGAUCAUGAACCAAUUGGGAAAGAAGACAUACAUGACUGAUAGUCUGGAAAAUUACCAGAUUGUGAUGAAGAAGCAUGAUCUCCAACGUAUCCUAGGUUCAAGUGAGCGUCCAGUAGUGAUACAGAAGCGUCUGCUCGAACAAGCUGGAUAUCAAGAGCAGGACAAGAUUGAAGACGUAGGUCGUGAGGACAACAGUUACCUCUGUCGAUUUUCUUUCGUCCCCGCUCGAGAAACCGGUUACGCCAGUGUAACCAAUGAUCCUGGGGUCAGCCGGGUCCAAAAGUACAGCCAUGUUGACUUGUCGGGACGAAACCUCAUCACCAUCCCAAUCGCUCUCUACUCCAAAGCCUCCGAAAUCAUAUCCCUUAAUCUAUCACGAAAUCUCUCUCUUGACUUGCCCAAGGAUUUCAUACAAUCUUGCCAAAACCUUCGCGACAUCAAAUUCAUCAACAACGAAGCAUACAGGCUCCCACCUGGUCUGAGUAGAGCAAAUCGACUCACUAUCCUUGAUGUGUCCAACAAUCGAUUGGACAACAUCGACAGCGCUGAGCUUGCCAGGCUAGAAGGCCUCAUAAGUCUAAAGCUUGCCAACAAUCGCCUGCGGUCAUUGCCCGAAUACUUUGGUGGUUUCAAAUCCCUGAGAACACUCAAUGUGUCAUCAAACUUCUUGGAAUAUUUCCCGGAUUUUCUGUGCAACUUGACGGGGCUUGUCGACCUUGACAUGAGCUUCAAUGGAAUCUCUAGUCUCCCAGACGAGAUUGGCAACUUGAAAAAUCUGGAACGGUUUGUCAUUACCAACAACCGCCUGACGGGCGAGCUUCCAAGCACAUUCAAAGACCUCUUGAACUUGAGAGAAGUCGACAUUCGUUAUAAUGCAAUCACUAGCAUUGAUGUGAUUGCUACUCUUCCAAAGGUUGAGCAAAUUUCUGCAGACCACAAUUACGUGUCGGUUUGCGAGUCGCAUUUUAGUAAAAUUCGUAUACUUCGCCUAAAUUCGAAUCCAGUCACGAAAUUUGAGAUACAAAACCCCGUACCGACUCUCACAACCCUCAUUCUGUCCAAUGCAAAACUAGCACACAUUCCCGACGCUGUCUUUGACCGUAUGCCAAAUUUAGUAAAGUUUGUAUUGGACAAAAACCACUUUGUGUCACUGCCCAGUCAUAUUGGAAAGCUUCGCAAGCUGGAACAUUUCAGCAUCGCCAUGAACGCUUUGAGUAAUCUACCUUCCGAGAUUGGUUGUUUAACCGAACUCCUCUUCUUGGAUGUCCGACAAAACAACAUCAAGAAACUUCCUAUGGAAUUAUGGUGGGCAAAUAAACUUAAGACUCUGAAUGUGUCCUCCAAUGUCUUGGAUAUUUUUCCAAAGCCAGCUUCACGAGCCCCACGAGUUCCAGGCGAUACUUCCCCCGAGCGAACGCCACAACCUAGCACAAACAACAAUCAAAACAACGCAAAUGUUGAGGAGCUCGGCCCCCUCGAAGCAUUUGGUAACCGCCGACCAAGUCAAGCUUCCGGUGGACUUCUUAGUGUUGGCGGGUCCCCAGUUCCUACAUCUGGAGACCGAAAGGGCUCUGUCGUCUCCUUAUAUGGAAAGGGUGGUAGGAAAACAUCGGUUGUAUCGAGGAGCGCAUCCGAGACGACUCUCGGGACGCUGACACCACCUGCUGCAAGCGCACGAAAAGACUCUGCCGUGUCGAAUAGGUUCUUCAAUACGUUUGCGAACUCUCUUCAAAAUCUCUACUUGGCUGAAAACCAACUUGAUGAUGACGUAUUCGACGAGCUCAGGUUGUUGAGUGAGCUUCGUAUUCUUAAUCUCUCGUAUAACGACCUCAAUGACAUGCCUGUGGGAUCUAUCAAGAGCUGGCCAUCUCUGGUCGAGCUCUAUCUAUCUGGAAAUGAGCUCACUUCUCUACCUUCGGAUGACUUUGAAGAAUUGAGUCUCCUGCAAGUGCUGCACAUUAAUGGCAACAAGUUCCAAACACUUCCUGCCGAACUGGGCAAAGCACAUCGACUCGCUGUCUUGGACUGUGGGAGCAAUUCGCUCAAGUACAACGUAUCCAAUUGGCCAUACGAUUGGAAUUGGAAUUGGAACACCAACCUUAAAUAUCUCAAUCUCUCAGGCAACAAACGUCUGGAGAUUAAACCAAAUAUCUCAAGUACUCAAGGCGGUCGUGAAAUACCUGAUCUCACAGACUUCAGUGCUCUCCAGCACCUUAGAAUUCUGGGCCUGAUGGAUGUGACAUUGACAAUUCCAACAAUUCCUGAUCAGACUGAAGAUCGCAGAGUACGCACUUCGGGCUCGCUUGCUGGCCAACUAGCAUAUGGAAUGGCAGAUACUCUAGGUAAGAACGAUCAUCUGUCAAUUGUUGACAUGGUUGUUCCAAGAUUCAGUAACGAUUCUACUCUGCUGGGCAUGUUUGAUGGCCAAUCAUUGUCGAAUGCCGGAUCAAAAAUUGCACGAUAUCUACACGAGAACUUUGGAAACAUCUUUUCUGAUGAGAUACGCAAGCUGGUUACCCCGAAAGAGACUCCUGUGGACGCCUUAAGGCGAGCCUUUCUCUCACUCAACAAGGAUCUGGCAACGGCAGCAGCACAGUUUACUGAAGAACGAUCGAUGACAACUCAUCGAGGGUCAUCGUCAUCUGUGGUUCUCAGUCAGGCCGACUUACGCUCCGGGGGUACUGCUACUGUCGUCUUCCUGCAAGGAUCCGAGCUCUAUGUUGCAAAUGUAGGAGAUGCACAAGCGAUGUUGAUUCAUUCGGAAGGAAGCCAUCGCAUCUUGACCAGAAAGCAUGACCCAGCAGAACCCGGCGAGCGUCAACGAAUUCGUGACGCUGGGGGUUGGGUCUCUCGACAAGGAAAAUUGAACGAUAUUCUAGAUGUCUCCAGGGCUUUUGGAUACGUUCAGUUGAUGCCAGCCGUUCAAGCUGCACCUCACAUUACCCAUAUUACAGUCAAAGAACAAGAUGAAAUGAUUCUCAUUGCAUCCAAGGAACUGUGGGAAUACUUAUCCCCAGAACUGGUGGUAGAUGUCGCACGAAAUGAACGAGGUGACCUCAUGCGAGCUGCGCAAAAACUUCGGGAUUUGGCAAUGGCUUUCGGGGCUACCAACAAGCUUAUGGUCAUGAUGAUCGGAGUCAGCGAUCUGAAGAAGAAGAUUCGACCUCAUCGUGUUCAAAGCUUGUCUUUCAAUCCAUCAGCUCUCAUAGACGAGUAUCCUUCAGCGAGACGUCCAAAGAGGGUAAAGGGUGAGGACAUCGAGGACUCUAAUCUUCGUAGACUUCCCGCUGAACUACAGGCACCUGUCGGUGAGCUUGGUAUCGUCUUUACCGAUAUCAAGAGCUCGACAUUCCUUUGGGAAACUUACCCUAAUGCAAUGCGCUCAGCAAUCAAACUGCACAACGAAGUCAUGCGGCGUCAAUUGCGCCUGAUAGGUGGUUAUGAGGUGAAAACUGAAGGUGAUGCUUUCAUGGUUUCAUUUCCCACCGCUACUUCGGCGCUUCUUUGGACCUUCGCAGUUCAGCAAGCACUUCUGGAAGUUGAGUGGCCUUCUGAAGUUUUGUCGAGCAUGCUGGGUCAAGAAAUCUAUGACAGUGACCAGAAUUUGAUCUUCAAAGGACUGAGUGUCAGAAUGGGAAUACACUGGGGAUCACCCGUGUGCGAGAAUGAUCCUGUGACUCGACGUAUGGAUUAUUUUGGUCCAAUGGUCAAUCGAGCAGCACGUAUAUCCAGCGUUGCAGAUGGAGGUCAAAUCACCGUUUCGGCAGAUUUCAUUUCCGAGAUCCAGCGAUGUCUUGAAACCUACAGUGACAGUGAUCGUAACAACUCAACUGGUUCUGUUGAAACCCUGGAAAAUGAUAGCAUGGCGCUCUCUAUUCGUCGGGAGCUUACUAGUCUUAGCACCCAAGGCUUUGAGGUGAAGGAUAUUGGAGAGCGGAAGUUGAAGGGGUUGGAAAAUCCUGAGUACAUCUACCUGAUGUAUCCUCAUUCUCUUUCUAGUCGUAUCCAAUAUCAACAGCGCAUCGUUGAUAUUGACAACGCUGCGGCUGCUGCUGACAAGGAACAGCCAGCUUCACUGUCUCAGAAGACACAAUUGAGUAUUGAUACUGAUACUGUGUGGUCGCUUUGGGCUGUUAGUUUGAGACUCGAGAUGUUGUGCUCGUCAUUGGAGGGGGUCAAGGGUAAAGGCACGCCUUUGCAGGCUCCGGAGACUGCUGUGAUGGAGAAUAUGAAGAAGAAGGGUGGAGAGGUUACUGAUCGAUUCCUGGUGAACUUUAUGACGCAUCAGGUUUCCAGGAUUGAGGUAAGUUUCUUUUUUAGGCUUCAAUUACAUUGUGCGUCGACUAAUAUUCGUGAUUGUAGACUUGUAUCUCUGCACUUGCUACUCGCCAUCUUGCAGCUGGUAGUCCGCCGAUUCAUAGUCUGGAUCAACUCCGUGCACCGAUGGCAGAUGUUCUUGAAGGGUUGGGAGCACAGUUGACGUUGUUGCAACAGUAUAAAGCGAAAUAUGGGGAUCUGAGAUGAAGAUGAUGUUUGGUUGGAAUGAAGACAAUCAAUCUAUGCUCUAGUGUUUUGCAUGCGUCCGGGGUGCAUGCCGCUUUCCGGGUUUGGGAGAAGAGGGAAACUGUGUGUGUUCGCCCCAGGAGUUGGGGGAGGGGAGAUGAUGUAUAUCCCCAGCAACUCACGGCCAUGGGUUUCUUUUUUAAAUAAUUGGAUGAGAUAAAAUGGGUGGAUAGAAAUCUU